UAUUUUUGUAAUUGCUUAGGGUUUAUGGAGGAUGGAUUUACUAAAACCCUAGUAAGCGGGGAACUGUCUCCGACUCUCUGGUCUCUGUCACUGCUGUAGUAGAAAGAUCAUGAAAUAAUAGAGCCAUGGCAAUCUUUUUCAGACACGCAUUCUCCUUCAGGAACAUCCUUCUCGUUCGGAGCUCUCUCCUCUCCCGCAACCUCUCUCACGCUGUCUUCUCUUCCAGCCUCUGCAACUCCGGUGCUAGAAGAACGCUUCCCGAGCUACCCGCCGUUGAUUUCCUCAGAGAAAGUCGCAGGGGUUUCUCUAAAGGAAAAAAAUCAAGGGAUGACAAUGAUGAUGCCAAAAAAGUUGAACUUCCACCAGAUUUUGUUUCUACCAUUAAGACCACUGCUUCAUCACAGAUGGAUGCAGCAGUGGUUGCGUUGUCACGAGAUCUAAGCAAACUACGUACAGGAAGGGCAUCUACAGGAAUGCUUGAUCACAUCAUAGUAGAAACUGGUGGAGUGAAGAUGCCUUUGAAUCGGUUAGCUGUCGUUUCAGUCAUGGAUUCAAAAACUCUAUCAGUAACUCCUUACGAUUCAAAUGGUUUAAAAGCAUUGGAGAACGCAAUUGUUUCAUCUCCUUUAGGAUUAAACCCCAGGGACGAUGGCCAACGAUUGAUUGCUGUUAUUCCACCAUUAACAAAGGAACACAUGCAGGCUAUGUGUAAGGUAGUUUCCAAAUCUUGUGAAGAUGUUAAACAAAGUAUUAGAAGGGCUCGCCAAAAGGCACUGGAUACAAUAAAGAAAGCUGGUUCAAGUCUCCCAAAGGAUACUGUAAAAAAAUUGGAGAAGGAAGUUGACGAGCUAACCAAGAAGUUCGUCAAGUCAGCAGAGGAUAUGUGCAAGGCAAAGGAGAAAGAGAUCAAUGAAGGCUAAUUGAUGGUUCCUGUGUAUUUACUGAUUUUUUUCUCGUCAUGGACCCAUUUCUUUAAAAAAAAAAAAAUCUCAAAAGUGCAAUUAGCCAGCAAUUUUCUAGAUUAUAUUCUUUUUGAGAAAAUUUUAACAGUUUUGUUGAUUAGCACCGUGAAAAAGUGAGUGAAAGCUGUGUGUGGGAAAGUGAUGAAGAGCUGUCAUCAGCAAAAACUAUAUAUUUAUAUUUUCAAGUUGAUGAUUAGUCAAUACAAUAUGAUGUGCAGAUAUCAAUAUUAAUAAGAUAUUUUCUUAAUUUAUUUUCCA
This is a messenger RNA of Malania oleifera, 1220 nucleotides long. RefSeq lists its product as uncharacterized. Bases 126 to 920 code for a protein of 264 amino acids. Gene Ontology annotation, cellular component: mitochondrion. Gene Ontology annotation, biological process: translation. The transcript has 8 exons. NCBI's taxonomy places the organism in Eukaryota, Viridiplantae, Streptophyta, Magnoliopsida, Santalales, Ximeniaceae. The record is from RefSeq and is a predicted model, not a curated record. Gene Ontology annotation, molecular function: ribosomal large subunit binding.